AUGGAGCAAUCAACAACUCCCCAACCACCCCAGGGUAAUAAUGCCCAGCCCGCCAUUGAGCAGUCUUCAUUUCCUGACGACAUGUGGAAUAAUAUGGAUGGGAUCUUUCCUGAACUAGCUGUUCAACAAUCCGACCAACAAAUGCAACCCAACCAACAACAGACCCCCCAAGGCAUUACAUGGGAUCAUCCAAUCUUCACACAGACCAGCCAGCAGUCUGAACAACCGCCUUCGUUUCCACAGCAAAAUGAUCAUAUCCGAGAUUUCUACUCUGGGACGCCUCAGGCAUGGGGUCAGCCUACGGCUUCGACACAGACGACAAAUGGAGCUUCCGGUCAAGCAUACGGAAUUUCGCACCAACAUCCAUAUCCGAUACAACAACAAUUUCCUCAAGAUCAGGUCUCUUUCAAUUCCCGUACAUUGAAUCCUGAUACUCUUGCUUAUCAGUAUUCGAUCCCUGGCCAAUAUUACCAACAACCUGGUCUACAGCCUGCAGACCCAUAUGCUCAGCAACAGCACCGACAUCAGGCUAUUGCUCCGCGGCCUCCUUCCACUCAGCAGCAAUCCGUAUUGUCUGGAAGAAAUCAAACUACUCAGAGCCAUCAAUAUAUUAUGCCAACGAAUGUUACAGGCAAUACACAAACACGAAAUUUCAAUCAAUUUGAAAAUGCAGCAAAUCCAGGCAUGAGUUUUCAAAACACAAUCGAUCCACAAUUUCUCUCAUCCCUUCAAGAAGCAGCGGGCGGGCCCCAAGCAGCACAGAACCAAUUUUUGUUCUACAACCCGAAUGCCUCAUCAUACGAGCGGCCAAAUGAUCCAAAGACAUAUCAAGUUUUUCCAGACAAUCUGGCUCAGCUCAAUGCGGAACAACUAAAUGCUAGACAGCAGUUAGCACCUGGCCUGAUGGGACAACUUCCCCAGUUAGCACCCUAUCCUAUCGCUCCUGAAAUGCUAGUCCCAAACGGAGUACCUAAGCCAGUUGCUCAAGUAGCAAGCCCCAAGAAGCGGGGAAGGCCUAGAAAACACCCGCUCAAAACACCCAAUGAAAAGGCGAGGUCCGAUUCGAGUUCUGACGCUUCGGAUUCAGAGCUUGAAGUUGAAGAACCGGAUGAACCUUCGCCAUUGCCUGAAGUGCGUCCAGCAGACCCAGAAGGAGCUGUGCAAUACGAUACCAUUAAAGCUAUCUGGUCACCCCGUAAUAAGUAUCCCAGCGUUGAGAAGAUCAAAAAUGCUCUCGUCGCUUUCAAAGACGUUGUCAAGACAGUCCGAGAUGAAUGGAAGUCACUCAGCCAGGCAAUGAAGGAUGCCGAGAACCAAAACAACAACGAUAAAGCGUCGGAGCUGAGGAAUAAAGUUGUUGAACAACGAAAACUCAUCAAUGCCGUUAUCACCACGGCUAUAGACAAAGGCCAUCCUGUCAUUGUUGAAAAAUUAGGAGAGCACCCCAUGGCUGUUGCAGCUUUAUACUCCUUUCUACUUGAUCGCCACCAAGCCUCAGACUAUGAGGGCGUAUUGCUGGUGAACAUUUUGACGUUAUUAUCACGCUUCACAACCAUGGAUGAUGAUGUUCUUCUCAAAACCAAUGUUUCAAAACUUUUGCCAAGGAUCAUCAAAAAGGGCAUUCAACCCGGCAAAGAUCUUGCUCAAAAGAUCAUGGAUAAUGCAGCUCAGUCAACGAAACGGAAGCAGGAGUCAAACGGUAACUCACCUGCUAGAGACUCCACGCCUGACAAGUCAAACACAUCUACCACAGGAAUCAAGCGUACUCGCGAGGGAGAACCGAACGGUCUCCCAGCCACCAAGAAGAUGGUAACGCCUGUUAUAGCCGCAAAAGGUGGCCCCUCUACGAAAGCAGCUAUCGGUAAUACGGUCAAAGCUGCGGAUAACAAAACCACUACUGCACCAGCUGCACGACCCAAGGCCAGCAUUGUUCCUCCCAAGCCAACCAGUCUUUUUGGUAGUCUGGCCUCUGCAUCCAAGAAGCCUGGGACUUCAAAUGCGGCACGAGCUGCUGCUGCUGCUGCGGCCAAGGAGAAAGGCGGUGCUGCCACCGAGAAGAAAGACUCGCCACAACCAGCACCUGCCAAACCAGCUUUCUCCUUUGGUGAUAUUUUGGCAGACCUCAACAAGAAAGAGGAAGCCAACGUCAAGAAGCCGUCCAAUGAUCAGCCACCUGAAACUGAAGAAGAGCGCGAAAGGCGUCUUCGAAAGGAAGCACGCCGAAAACUCCGCGUCAGCUGGAAGCCUGACGACUCUCUCACCGAGGUCCGGCUGUUUACUCACGAUCCUGAGGAGGUUGUUGGGACGGAUGAUGACCUCAAGAGGGACGUUGACGACAUCAAAGGUGAAGGACGUAUGCUCAAGCUUCAUAAAGACUUGGAUGAAGAUGAGGACGAUGAAGUGGAACCACAGGAAGAAGAAAUCCGCCCUUGGACAAGCCUUCCCGUCGUUGAUCAAGACUUGAGCAACGAGGAUCAAGCGAACAAUUUCAUCAAGAGAGGUGGAACCAAGGAUCCUGACAGCCCUGAGAAGCUAGCUCAGGAAAGCAGAGAAGCCACAACCUUGAUGGUUUUCUAUACAUCUACCGCCGACAUUCCGGCCUCGCCGAAAGAACCACCUGUGCCUACUGAUGAUGAGCCGCCAGCCACUCAGUUGCCGUUUGGAGAACCCGAUGAUAGGGUCAAGGCUCGUUCUGCUCGCUACUUGGCGAUGGUUACUCCGCAACCCGCAGCAGCGCCUGCACCAGCUGCACCAGCUACACCUGUUGCGCCAGUUGCGUCAGUUGCGCCAGUUGCGUCAGUUGCGCCAGUUGCACCAGUUGUCCCUGGUGGUACUCUCGAUAUUGCCAAUCUACUGAAAGUCAUUCAAAGUGCACCCCAACAAGCACGAUCUCCUGUACCUGCUCCUCAGCAGGCACAAACUCCACCAAAUCCUCUCGCAAACCUUGAGCAGACCAUCAAUUUGUUCCGACAGCAACAACAAGGACAGGGCAUCAUCCCGCAGAUUCCGCAAAUCCCUCAAAUCCCACAAAUCCCUCAGAUUCCUCAAAUUCCUGUGUCCGCUCCAUCAGGACAGCAGCCAAUUGACUUUCAAAAGAUUCUAGCGGUGCUAAAUGCUCAGAAGCAAAUGGCGCAACAACAGCAACCUGUCGCUCCACAAAUGCCACAAGCACCACCGGGCAUCGCCCCCAAUCUCGCAGCGCUAGUUUCCCAAAUCAGUGGCCAGAGAACAGGCUCCCCAAUCUCACAACCACAACAACCACCCGCUCAAUCUUCCUCUGGCCUCUAUGAAGACCCAGAGCGAAAACGCUAUCGCGACAUGGGUCAUGGACACGACAACAACGGCUACGGACAACCAGGCAAUGCCAAACGUCCACGAAUGUACGUCGACCCUGAAGCGAAGAAACAUCCACGCGCUGGGUCUGUGGCAUGUCGAUUCUGGCGUGAAGGCAAAUGUCUCAAGGGCGAAGACUGCACGUUUCGUCAUGAUCCUGCUGAUUUGAUUUAA
This is a messenger RNA of Talaromyces marneffei, 3507 nucleotides long. RefSeq lists its product as uncharacterized. Bases 1 to 3507 code for a protein of 1168 amino acids. The transcript is spliced from 6 exons. The record is from RefSeq and is a predicted model, not a curated record. NCBI's taxonomy places the organism in Eukaryota, Fungi, Ascomycota, Eurotiomycetes, Eurotiales, Trichocomaceae. Gene Ontology annotation, molecular function: metal ion binding.